Messenger RNA from Rodentolepis nana, 1179 nucleotides. The record is from the annotation of a GenBank genome assembly. NCBI's taxonomy places the organism in Eukaryota, Metazoa, Platyhelminthes, Cestoda, Cyclophyllidea, Hymenolepididae.
AUGGAAGUUCUUUUUGUACGUUAUGGCUCACUUGGCGUGAGAAAUCUUUUACGUGCAAAUCUAAAGGCAUCUAUUACUCGCCUUUCCACUUCCACUUCAUUUGUUAAAUCUGAUCCGUCUCAAGUUUUAAAUCUCGGUGUUCCCAGAGAAAUUUUUCCAGAAGAGCAGAGGGUUGCUAUCACACCAAGUACCGUUAAAAUAUUAUGUGGAAAGGGAUUUAACAUCUAUGUGGAGGCGGGGGCAGGUUCACUUGCCCAAUACCCCGAUUCCGAAUACGUCAAAGCUGGCGCAAAAUUGGUUGAAUCUGGAGUAAAAGAUCUCUAUGCUCAAAGUGAUGUUAUUCUUAAAGUUCGUCCCCCUCAUCUUGACAAUGAAGUCGAUCUGCUCAAUCCAAACAGCACACUUAUCAGUUUGGUUUAUCCAGCUCGAAACAAGGAUCUAGUGAAUAAGCUGUCAAGUCGUAAAAUGACUGUUCUGGCUCUCGACUGUAUCCCUCGUAUUAGUCGAGCUCAAGCGUUCGAUGUACUUUCAAGCAUGGCCAAUAUUGCCGGUUACAAGGCGGUUGUUGAUGCUGCAUCGCAUUACAGCAAUUUCUUUGCCGGUCAAAUUACUGCAGCUGGUCGAAUUCCUCCCGCCAAAGUUUUGGUGAUUGGUGGCGGUGUGGCUGGGUUAUCUGCUAUUGCCACGGCUCGCGGUCUAGGUGCCACCGUUCGAGGUUUUGACACGCGAGAAGCUGUUCGAGAACAGGUUGAAUCUCUUGGAGCUGAGUUUUUGACAAUCGAUUUGAAGGAAUCUGGAGAAGGUGGCGGCGGAUAUGCGAAAGAAAUGUCCAAGGAAUUCCUCGACGCUGAAAUGGCACUUUUCGCUAAGCAGGCCAAAGAAGUGGACAUUAUUAUCACCAGUGCUCUCAUUCCCGGUAAACCGGCUCCCAAGCUUAUUACAAAGGCAAUGGUGGAUUCAAUGCGCCCAGGCGCGGUGAUUGUUGACUUAGCUGCCGAAGCUGGUGGAAAUGUGGAGACAACUCGUCCAGGUCAACUCUACAUUGGAGGCGCAAAUCGAGUUGUCCACAUUGGCUACACGGAUUUCCCCUCUCGUUUGCCUGGCCAAGCCUCAGCACUCUUUGCAAAUAACAUCACAAAUUUCCUCAUCUCCAUGAUGCCUAAAGACAAGGGUUCGUAG